This is a messenger RNA of Lycium barbarum (goji berry), 1613 nucleotides long. Its product is annotated as aspartic proteinase Asp1-like. Gene Ontology annotation, molecular function: aspartic-type endopeptidase activity. Gene Ontology annotation, biological process: proteolysis. Lineage: Eukaryota; Viridiplantae; Streptophyta; Magnoliopsida; Solanales; Solanaceae. The coding region runs from base 176 to 1414 and encodes 412 amino acids. The transcript is spliced from 9 exons. The record is from RefSeq and is a predicted model, not a curated record.
UUAAAAUAUUCAGUCUUUCUACUUUUCUCUCCCACUUUUCUUUAAAAUUUUUUGAACCCCAAAAUCAAAGUUUUCUUUUUUUAUUGCUUACUUUCAAGAAAGCAAGCUUGCUUUUUUUUUUUGGAGACUUUGUUUGAUCUUUUUUUGUUCACCAAAAUCAAGAAAUCAAGAAAUCAUGAGUGGAAAAUGGGAAGUAUUACCAUUUUGGAUGUUGUACUUUGUGCUUCUAUCUGUGUACUUUCAGGGAUGUUUAUCUGCUUUUAAUUUGGCUCGUCCACCAUGGAAGAAACAGUCAAGUUUUGGUUCAUCAUUUGUUUUUCCCCUUGUUGGGAAUGUAUAUCCAAAAGGGUAUUAUGAGGUGACACUCAAUGUUGGCCAACCCCCCAAACCUUACUUUCUUGACAUAGACACAGGGAGUGAUCUCACUUGGCUCCAAUGUGAUGCACCUUGCCGCAAAUGCACUCCGGCUCCUCACAGCCCUUACAAACCGAAUAUCAAAAACAUUGUCAAGUGUAAGGAUCCCAUAUGUGCAUCCCUUAACCAUCCCUGUCACAAUCCUAACGAUCAAUGUGACUAUGAGGUUGAGUAUGCGGAUCGUGGUUCAUCCAUGGGAGUGCUGGUGAAAGACACAUUUCCAGUAAAAUUCACCAAUGGUAGCGCCGUUGCUCCUGGUCUAGUGUUUGGUUGUGGGUACGAUCAAGAAGUGCCAGCCUCUGCGCAUGCACCUUAUACGGAUGGAAUUCUUGGUCUAGGAAAUGGAAAAUCAAGCAUAGCAUCACAGAUGAGUAGCUCGGGUCUUAUCCGGAAUGUAGUAGGUCAUUGUUUAAGCGGGAAAGGUGGAGGUUAUGUUUUCCUUGGAGAUGAUGUUCUCCCAUCGUCGGGGAUUGUUUGGACACCUAUCGUGCGUGCAUCUUCAGAGAAACACUAUUCUUUGGGACCAGCAGAUCUCCAUUUCGGCGGGGAAGCAACUGGAAUAAAGGGUCUAACAGUAAUUUUUGACAGUGGAAGUACCUUCACUUACUUCAAUUCCGGAGCAUACAAAACUCUGUUGUCUUCGAUUAAGAAAAACAUAAAUACAAAGCAGCUGCUUGAUGCAAAGGACGACAAAAGCUUACCCGUCUGUUGGAAAGGCUCCAAACCUUUCAAAUCCCUUAAUGAUGCCAAGAGCUACUUCAAGCCAUUAACACUUAGUUUCACAAAAGCUAAGAAUAUUCAGCUUCAACUGACACCCGAGGCUUAUCUAAUUCAUACUGAUCAUGGCAAUGUAUGCUUAGGCAUAUUGAAUGGUUCGGAGGCUGGAUUAGGAAAUGUUAAUCUCAUCGGAGAUAUUUCUAUGAUAGACAAAAUGGUGAUAUACGACAACGAGAAACAACAGAUUGGAUGGGUUCCAGCCAACUGCAACAAGCUUCCUUAGUCGUCCUGCAUAUAUCAUGAUUACAGUGAAGAUUUUGGUGACAUAUAUCAAUAGAAAGAAGCAAGCAGAAAGUAUGUCAGUAUUGUAAAGUUUGCUAUCUUAGAGAGGAACAUAUUUUUAGUUGAUCGGUAAUAGAGAAAAUUCACUGUAAUCACCCUCUGAAUAUAUAAAAGCAGCCAGUGUAUGUAUAUUCAGUUCA